GUGUGUGUUUCUUUCUUUGUUUCUUCCCGCUAGUUGCGAUUCAUGCUGUCCUGCGUUCGCAAAGUCCGCAAUGUAUGCAUACGUCCGGUAUAUUUUCGACAAUGCGCGUCUUGUGGUGCCGAUAACCAAUGUCAAGGGGUUUACAAUGCCAAGCGACAUCACGGAUUUCAACGGAAACACCGAUUUUCCCGUGCAUAAAGUGUACUGGUCAGGUGAUGAAAAAACACGUGGUGGAUACUACGACGCUGACGUUAUUUACUUGGCAGAAAAAGAAGAAGACGCUCGAUCUCUCGGUGAACGGAAACGACUACGAUCAUGUGGACGGCGUGACCGCGGAAAGGACUGUCAGCAAGCUUCCCAGAAAAGGCCAGCAAAGGUUGGUGCAAGCCAAAGCAAAAGGGCACGCUUGCAGGUGCGCCGCCAGCAGGAGCUGGAUAUGUUGGAAGACCUUGACAGUGAAGACGAUGAAGUAGUUCCAAAAAGCUUGCUCAAUGAAAGAGAUGAACAUAUUCGCUAUCUUGAAAAAGAGAUAAAUGCGCUAAGGAAGCAAAAUAUGUGCCUGCAGAAAGCUCUCUGCACAAGGGUGCUGGAUGCUGAAACCCGUCUGAUGUCAGAUACGUGCCACAACGCAGCUGUACGUGGAACCGUUCAGGAUAAGCCUGAAGUGGAGGCCAGCUGGCCAGUGCCAGCAAACAGGGAAAGCACACAAAAAGAUCAGACUCAACAUGAGGAUGUCACCCACACAACCAUGGAAGAACCAUGUACUGCAGCAUCUGAGGUUGAAGAGUGCUUCCUUGAUAAUGGUACCCCAUCCUCUGCUACGGCGCAGGUUCCUGAAAAUGGGUCCCAGAGUGAUUUAUAUCCAGAGGAUCCUUUUGUAGGAGUUGGACAAGCUGUCAGUUCGAACACUGGGCCAACCUCUCCGUGUCUCCCGCAAGGAUGUGAUGCUGUUGACCUUGGAGGUGGAAUUAAGAUUCCAAAAGACAAGUGGGACAUCCUUAACAGGCAUGAAGAGGAGAUAAAGUUCGUUAAAGAACUCGCUGUCUCCAUUUGGGGAUCAGAGGUGCUGGCCGAACGAACGUUCAGCGGGACACUUUCCAACAGGGCCAAAGCAGAAGGAAAAACAGCAACAUUCCCUGCGCUAUCCCCUGUGAAAGUUCAGGCUAUGAGGAGUGCCUAUGUGAACUACCUCACAUCCAAGAAGAACUUAACAGAUGCCAACGAAAUCAAAAAGAAGACGUCCAUGAUGAGAGUAUACGUUAGCCAAAAAAUAAGUGACCUUCGCCGAAGGCGCAAGACAUGAAUAGAAAAAAAUAUACUUUUUAUACACAU
Messenger RNA from Ornithodoros turicata, 1332 nucleotides. RefSeq lists its product as uncharacterized. NCBI's taxonomy places the organism in Eukaryota, Metazoa, Arthropoda, Arachnida, Ixodida, Argasidae. The transcript is spliced from 10 exons. The coding region runs from base 71 to 1303 and encodes 410 amino acids. The record is from RefSeq and is a predicted model, not a curated record. Gene Ontology annotation, molecular function: DNA binding. Gene Ontology annotation, biological process: negative regulation of DNA-templated transcription.